Messenger RNA from Thalassophryne amazonica, 609 nucleotides. It is a transcript of the gene pvalb6, whose product is annotated as parvalbumin 6. Lineage: Eukaryota; Metazoa; Chordata; Actinopteri; Batrachoidiformes; Batrachoididae. Gene Ontology annotation, molecular function: calcium ion binding. The record is from RefSeq and is a predicted model, not a curated record. Gene Ontology annotation, cellular component: nucleus; cytoplasm. Bases 129 to 458 code for a protein of 109 amino acids. The transcript has 6 exons.
CUCUCUCUGGUGUCUUUCUCCACCUCUUCAUCUGCGAGAACCUCUCAGGCGUGCUCGCUCUUCUUCCAGACCCUGACGGUUCAGUAGCACUUGGGACAAAGUCUGUCACUGGAGCUCCAACAGCAAAGAUGGCAAUGACCGGCAUCCUCAAAGCUGAUGACAUCAAGAAAGCUCUAGAUGCAUUUGCAGUUGCUGACUCCUUUGACCAUAGGCGCUUUUUUGAGAUGGUGGGCCUGAAGGGCAAAUCUCUACCUGAUGUGAAGAAGGUCUUCUACAUGUUGGACGCUGAUAAUAGUGGAUUCAUAGAGGAGGAUGAACUUAAAUUUGUUCUGAAGGGAUUUGCCAAAGAUGGCAGGGACCUUACAGACAACGAAACCAAAAGAUUUCUGGAAGCCGCAGACAUGGAUGGAGACGGCAAGAUAGGAGUGGAUGAGUUUGUAGCCCUGGUGUCUAAGUAAAAGCCUGAGCUGACUGACUCCUGUUCCAUGAUCACCUCCUGAAACCCACCCACCCUCAAGCAUCGUCACCUUACCCCAACCUGGUCCGACUCCAAGCCCAAACAGCUGCAGCGCACACACACACACACACACACACACACACACACACACA